AUGGCGAGAAAACGGACACGUCGUUUUACACGGUAAGUCGAAUAAAUUUGUAAAUGGGAAAAAGCGCGGGAAAACUUUUUGAACUUGAAAAUAUUUGAAAAAAAACAUAUUUCCCGCGCUUUUUGGUUUCGCAACGAUUUUUUUGAACUUCUCCCGGAGAAUAGUAAUUUUCCAGCACACCGAAGAAGAACAAAAAGGAGUUGGGACCAUCUAGAAAAAAAGCCAAGAAUGAUGUUGAGGUGAGUAAGGCUAUGCUCCGGUAUAAAAACAACAAACUAGCUACCCCAGAAAAUGUCCUCGCCUUAACUUUAUAUUUCAGAACAAGGAGGAAAACCGGAAAAUGAAGGUGGAGAAAUCUAAAAAUGGUCUGAAAAUUGAUGAGGACGUGAGUUUUUAUUUUCAAUUCGAAAUUUUGCCUAGAAAAUCAAACAGUUCCUCUUCUAAUACAAAAGAUCAGAAAAAAUUGAUAAAGUCUACUGUAUUUCACUUCCCCGAUUCCAAUAUUUUCGGAUUAAAAAUCUUCAUCCCAAUGUUUCAGGAAUUAUCAAUAAUCUUGGAUGUACCAAUCGAUGUUUCAGACUGGAUCAUUAAUUUAAUGACACCCGAUGAUAGGUGAUUUCGAUAAUCCCACUUUCCACUGAAUAACAACUUUCUAUUAAGGGCAAGAUUUGCACAAUGUGCCAAAGUGACGAACGAAGCGGUGCAACGAUCAAAAAACUAUAUUUAUAGUUUGUCGUUCUGUGAGACAGUUACAGAUAUCCUCAUCUAUAUUUCACACCAGCCAAAGGAAAUAUAUUCGACAAAUCAGAUCGAUAAUGCUUAUGAUACUCAUUAUAAGUUUGACAAAAUUGGAAAGAAAAGAUUCAAGUAUUAGUGAGUUUAAAACGGGGAGAAACUAAAAGAAAACACAAUUUGAACUUAUAUCAAAAAUAACACAUUUAAAAUUAUCAUCAAACCCUAGAAAUAAUUUUCAGUCUGUGAAUAAAAAAUAAUGACAUAAUUUCAGCACAGCUGGUUCAACUUCGGAUAAAGAUCCAUUAGAUGAUGAUGUCGAUUCGAAUGAAAUCAGUUGUCAAUUAUUCAAACAACUUAUAUCCAAGCAUCAGAAAUCUAUCAGAGCAUUAUCAUUAAAAAUCUACGACAAUCGUCACUUUGAUUUCGGAUUUGAGAACUUAUGUAAUUUGAAAGAACUUUCGCUCAGCGGCGAUUUUGAUAUUUCUCCAAUUAUGUCAAAAAUUCACCAACCACUCGAUAAUUUGUAUAUCAAAGUGAAUGAUCAUAAUUGGAUGAACUCGAAUUAUCUCGAGCUCAUUUUGAAGACUCGAAUUACUCUAAAAAUCCCAAGCUAUUCUCUUACUGAUGAGCAAUUUCUUAAGCUUCGAGCAAGAGAUUUAGAAUGUAUGAUAGGGGAUUUGAGCGAGGAAACUAUUGCAGAAUUUGUAAAAUCAUACAAAAAUGGAACAAUCAACAGAAAUGCUGGCUAUUAUGUUUGGGCAUUUACCAAUGAAUCGACAUUUGAUGUUCGUAAAUUAUGGGCACUUUUAGGAUCAGUUGAUCCAGCAGUAAGGCUGUACGUUCAAUUUUCGUUUUCUUUUUGAAAAAUCACUAAAUAAUUGCAGGUCAAAAUUGCUUCCAAUCAAACACUCAACCAAGAGAAAAAUCGCUUAUUUGAACUUCGAAAAUAACGUUUUGAAGUGGCGAAAUAUGAUGGGAUGA
Molecule: messenger RNA, 1716 nt
Organism: Caenorhabditis angaria
Lineage: Eukaryota; Metazoa; Nematoda; Chromadorea; Rhabditida; Rhabditidae
Source: the annotation of a GenBank genome assembly